AUGUAUUCUUCAGCAGCAAUCGAUGAAACAGAUUGCACAACAAUAGUAGCAAAUCACACAGCAACAGGAGCAGAUUGCAUAGGAACAACAAGAGAUUAUAGUACAACAACAACAAGAACAGAUUGCACUGAAACAGCAACAAAUUACACAGCAACAGGAACAUGUUAUGAAACAACAACAACAAAUUUCACUACAACAGGAACAAAUUAG
Messenger RNA from Rotaria sordida, 210 nucleotides. The record is from the annotation of a GenBank genome assembly. Lineage: Eukaryota; Metazoa; Rotifera; Eurotatoria; Philodinida; Philodinidae.